Sinocyclocheilus grahami is the source of this 3509-nucleotide messenger RNA. Its product is annotated as trafficking kinesin-binding protein 1-like. Gene Ontology annotation, cellular component: mitochondrion; cytoplasmic vesicle; dendrite. The transcript is spliced from 14 exons. Lineage: Eukaryota; Metazoa; Chordata; Actinopteri; Cypriniformes; Cyprinidae. The record is from RefSeq and is a predicted model, not a curated record. Bases 229 to 2388 code for a protein of 719 amino acids. Gene Ontology annotation, biological process: neurotrophin TRK receptor signaling pathway; vesicle transport along microtubule; protein targeting. Gene Ontology annotation, molecular function: myosin binding; signaling receptor binding.
AUCAGGCUUGAGCUACAGUGACACACACUCUCAGAAGAUUCUGUAACAGCAUCAGCAUGUGCAGUCUGAGAGCUUACAGGAGCAUUAGUGAGCAGGAAGCCUAGGGGACGGCAGCAGUGACUGGCAGCAAACAGACAGCUCGUGUUAUAAAUCAGCCUGGCACAGUCUGUGGAGAGAGAGAGAGACUGGAGACAGACCGCAUUGCAGGGCAGACACACAUAGCAGAGCAUGAGUUCAGAAAUGGAGGUGUGGAGCAGUUCGGGAAUGGAUGAGAACGAAAGAGACAGCAGCACCAGCCAUGAUGAAGAUGAUGAAGAACCAGAGGACGAAGGGGAACCCGACACUGAGGGACUGUGCAGGGAGCUGGUGCAAGUGCUGUGCUCCGAGAGAGUUGGUCAAAUCACAAAGACGUAUCAUGACAUUGAGGCAGUUACACAUCUGCUUGAGGAGAAAGAGCACGAUCUGGAAUUGGCAGCCAGGAUUGGCCAGUCACUGCUCAAGCAGAAUAAAGCCCUGACUGAACGCAACAAACUACUGGACGAACAGCUGGAAAUCACCAAGGAAGAGAUUGCCCAGCUGCGUCAUGAGCUCUCCAUGAGAGAUGAUCUCCUGCAUUUCUAUGCCAGCACUGAAGAUAUAGAGCAUGCCUCAGAAACGCUACUUAUACAGAGUGAUUCGUCCUCAUCUCUCAGCAACUACGUCAAUUACGACUUCCUGCAACAGAAACUCAAGGGUUUAGAAGACGAGAACUUCAAACUGCGCACAGAGGCUAACGAGUUAACAUUUGAGACGAACAAUUAUGAGGAACAAGAGCAACGGCUUAUGAUGGUGUGUGUGGACGAACUCUCUACAGUAAAUAAACAGGUUGUAUCUCUGUCAGAAGAAUUAGGCCGGAAGGUGGAAGACUCGCUAAGACAACAAGAGGAGAUUAGUGCCCUCCUGGGACAGAUUGUCGACCUGGAGCAGCGCUGCAAAGGGUUCACUGCUGAGAAUGAGGAGUUAAGGCAACAUCUGAAUGCUUCCCGGGAAUCCCAGUCACAGCUUAAAACAGAGCUGAAGGAACUGCAGGAGAGGUACUCAGAAUGUGAAGACAUGCUCCAUGAGGCCAGAGAGGACAUUAAGAACCUGCGCAAUAAGAGUCUGCCCAACAGCACUGUGCAGCGUUACAGCACCCUGGUAGCAGUCCUCCCAAUGGAUUCACUCGCUGCUGAGAUUGAAGGAACCUUCCGGAAAGGCCUAGACAGCCCAGCACCCACUGAAUACAAGAAUCAUCCGUUGCGGGUGUUUGAGACCGUGAAAGUGGCCAAUCAGGCGGCUCGGCUACGUUCCCAGAUUCACUCUCCACAGGUUCCGGGUUCGAGCCCUACAUCAUUACGCUCUAGUCGAAUCAGUACACCACGGACCAGUUAUUACGAAUCAGACAAUAUUAGUGUCAACAUGUCGGAUAAGCACUCCCCUCCCACGCACACACAGGAUCAUGGGUUACUGGAGUCGAAGCGUUUGGGCCAGCCAGGUACGCCAGGUGGGCAGGAUUUGGAGGAAGCGCUCCAGUCUCUCUCAGAGCGUCAGGAGAGGCACACGUCCGAGCGGCCGUUCUUCGAGGUGGAGAGAGAAAGGAAACUGCGUGCCCUGCAGAGUGGAAGCAACGGCAGUGGCGGCGGCUCCAGCGGCUUCCUGACGCCCAACGGCAGCGUCGCAUCCACAGGAACCAACUACUCCGGCACCUCCACGCAUUCCUCAGGCACGGGCUCCUCCCGCUCGUAUCUGCCUGAACGGCUGCAGAUAGUCAAGCCGCUGGAGGCUCUGCUUCCUAGGUACUAUCAUGGUUUUAAUCCACCCUGCCUUCAGUGUAGUGCUCAUGUGUUUGUGUUUCCUCACAUGAAUGCAGUCCCUUCAUCCGGACUUAACAUCCCUCAGACCUCACCCACAUCUCCGACCACUAGCUGUCAGAUCCUCCAUCCCUCCGUCCUCCUCUCCUCCUUCUCCACCAGCCUUCGGCCCCGCAGUGCAUCCGCUUGUGGGAGCUGUGAGCACGUGAGGACAUCAUCAGGCCUCCAGUUCAUCUCUGGGUCCACAUCACACCUCCACCAGACCUCCUCCCUAGGUCUGCUACAACUUGUAUCAGAGCACGGCAUCUCGGCUGCAAUUCAUCCCAACUCCCCUCUCAUUCACAGAGCCACCGCAUAUUCUGAGGAAACACAGCGGGGUUCUGAUGGAAGUGAACAAGAAAAAAGAGAAAAAGCAUGGCAGGGAAACAUUUUCAGCGUCAAUCUUGUGGAAAAACUCAGAAGCCUGGGCCUGUACAAAGUGGUUGCCAGAGGCUUUGUGGAUUUUGGUCGAAAAGAAAAACCAGCCCCCCAUGAAACACAAAAAGACGUUCACCAUUAAAGGUGCCAUUUUGUGCAUCACCCUCAUUGUAGCAUGCAGCUAAACUUUUCCAAUUUGUAAUGGGCCAUUCCGAAAGCCAUAUCAAGUUUUUAUUUCUGUAGUGACUUCUUAUUGGCUUUGGGAAUUUUAAGUAUGGACUGCACCUCAAAAAAUUCUGAAGUCAAACACACCUGUGUUUAUAUCAUUGUUAUUGCAGGGUGUUUUAAACUCUUCAGAAGGGAAUAGCUGUACAUAUGUUGACUUUUUAACAUGUCCUCUUUUGUUGAGACUUUGUCUGUCACUAUCAGUCUUGAAAUCACAGUUUUAUUGUUAUGAAAUUGUAGCAGCACUACAGAAAAAUGCACUACGUGGCCUCAAUUUUUGCUUGCUGCCAACCAAGCAUCGGUGUCAGUAGUGCGUUUUGCUUCAUAAUAGCACUUUUCAGGGCAUUCAAAUCCCUUUUCUUGAGGAAUGCAGGGUACAUUAUGUGAGGUUACGUACUGUACCUGCAGUCUAAACGCUGUAAAAAUGAGAAGCUGUAUUCAUGAUGACUGUUGGUGGUCGAUUUAGGGAACAUUAUAGUCUUGUUGAGUGAAUAGAAGUGAUCUUGUGCUUUAUUUUCACUGUGCUUUAAUGCAAGAACACCUCAUGUGAUGGUACACCAUGCACACACGUAUGUCAUGCAACUUUAACACGUUUUCACCUUAAUGUUUGUAAUGCAUAUGAUUGUGUUUUGCAAGAAUCAGGGAUGCAGUAAUAAAGUUAAGUGCUCUAGAGCCGUAAAUUGUGAAUACACAAUCGGGUAAUUCUAACACAGAGUCGUCUAGGGGUGAAUUUGUAUCACAGGAUUAUUCAUUGAACACAGCUUUGUUUUCUUCUCCAUCAACAUCUUCCAUUGUGUCCACUUGUGUUUGUCAACCAAGUGAACAGAAAUAUGGUAAUCUGUAUAUGGAGAAAGCCUUGUAUGCAUUUGAGAUUUUCAAAGGGGCAUGAUAAGGUGUAGUAUUUACUGAUCUAAAGUCUCAGACAAAAUGGUUAUUUAAAAAGUAAUAUAUUUAAAUAAAAAUGUCUACCUGAAAUGCCACUCUGUGUAAAACACAAUGCAUGGUCGCCAUUUUUGUAGAAUAUGUAAAGUGUUGUUU